Paramecium tetraurelia is the source of this 3066-nucleotide messenger RNA. RefSeq lists its product as uncharacterized. Lineage: Eukaryota; Ciliophora; Oligohymenophorea; Peniculida; Parameciidae. Gene Ontology annotation, cellular component: membrane. The transcript is spliced from 8 exons. The record is from RefSeq and is a predicted model, not a curated record.
AUGUUUACUAGUGAAAGUGUGCAAGAACAUAUACUUUAUGAUAAAAUAUAUCAAUAUCUUUGGGUUAAGUCUGAGACCUCAAGUCCACCUUCUGUGCUAAUACCAGAUACUGUGAUUUUGAUAAGAUCAAUGCCGAUAUAUUGGUAUUUUACAGACAAGGAGACAGGGGAAGUUAAGAAAAAGCUGAGGAAAAACGUUACAAAAGAAAAUAUCAAAGAAACUUGGUUGAACUAGGUUGGGAGAUCUGGAGUGGUGGGAUAUUUGUUGCAUUUUAUAGAGAAUUUAGAUUUGAAUUAUCCUCCUGAGAAACUAAAAAUAAGUGGUAAAAUUUAGAUAGUGUAUUUUGAUGAAAAAGGAUUUGAAAAUUUUAUGAAUUCUAAUUUGGAACUUCCUUUUGGAAUACUUUAACGAUAUGUCGAGGCGGCAGAUGACAGAAAUUCAUAAAUUUAGGCUUUUUGGAGUAAAUCUGUCACACUCUUCACAAAGAGAAUGACUAAGAAGAGUUAUAUGAAUAAAUCAAUGAAUAUUUAUGAGAGACUCUGCACUUUCGAAGGACCUGAGUAUUUGAGUGAAGCAACUUAAGUGAAGGAUUUCUAAUCUUAAAGAAUAUCUGAAUAGAUUUAUAAGAUGAUUAAUCACUUAGAUGCAAUAUCAUUUGGAAAAUUGAAUAUAAAUCAAGGAACAUUUUAUUUUAAGGUUGACAAAUAAGAUAAAUGUUGGUUUCUUUUUUGUGGCAGUCUAAAAUUCGAAGAUGAUAAACAUUAUAAGAACUAUCCUAAGGAUUUAUAUACUCAAUCCUAAAUAUCUAUACCAAAAUCAGUGGAUGGAAUUAUGUCAGUUUAUAGUCAAAGACCAUUGUAAUUGAACAAGGAAUCUAAAUGCAUUAAGUGUGGUAACAUUGACAAGGAGAACAAUUUCAUGGAUAUUCCAUAUCAUUACAUUUUGGAUUCAGAUAUAGAAAGUUUACCAGCUGAUCAAUGGCCGACUGAAAUUUAGAAAGAGGCUAAAAAAGUCAAAGUAGCAGGUGCUAAUGCUGGUACUCAAGCAUUAUUAAACACAAUAACAUAGGUUCCCUUAGUAUUUUAGAAGAUUCAUGAAAAGUUAAAUUACACCAAUUUUGAUUAAUUUAAACAAUCUGAUGGUUUCCUGCAUAAAACAUUAUAAGUUUGUUUGGAUUGCUAUAUAGUAUUAGUUGCUCAUUAAGAGAAAGUGUAAAAGAACUGCGUAAUAAAUAAAGUCAGAUAAAAUGUUCGAAUUCGAAAGGCUUCAGAAGGAUUUACAAAUGCAAAACGGUUGAAGGAAUAUUUAAGAUAAGGAUAAAAAGAAUAGGGGAUAAAAGGAGGCUAGGUCAAAACUAUAGAAAGUAAUAUAAGCAAAUAAGCGUAAAAAGUCAGACCUAUUCAACAAUACAUUAAUAUGAGAUUGCAAAGUUUAAGUCCUUAAUUGAAGUACUCAAUCGAAAUUCCGUCUACUGCUGAUUAUUUGUCAUUUAAGACGAAAUCAUCGAAUUAUGACAUCUCUUCAAGCAAAAAUGAAUUCUUGAGAUUAAUGUUUUUUUAUGUAUUUAUUCGUUUUAUCAUAAGAAAUUAUUUUGAUAUAAUUUAAAAAGGUUUAAUGAUUGUUAAGCUAUUUAGUCAUUUCUAAUAAUUAUAUGGAAGCUUUAAUCCUUCAUAUUUCAUAAUUGCUGUGGUUGCAUUUUCAUAGGGAGUUCAGCAUUUAGCUGAUUUAUCAAUUAACUUUAUGCUUAAGGAUGAUUUUGGAUUAUCACCAGCUAUGAUGGGAUUGUAUUUGAGUUACACAACUAUUCCUUGGAUUGUCAAGCCUUUUUGGGGACUCAUAACUGAUUCAAAGCCUUUAUUUGGAUAUAGAAGAAAAUCUUAUAUAAUAUUAUUUAGUUCUAUUGAUGCUUUGGGUUGGGUUGCCCUGUAUAAGUAUGGGACAAACAGUUUGCAUUCGGCUCUAUUGAUAUUGUUUCUCAUUCAAUUAUCAACUUGCUUUGUGAAUGUGGUAGGAGAGGCUAUUUUGGUGGAGGUAGCAGCAAAAUAAGAACAAAAAUAAGCCAAUUUAUAACAUGGAGCAUCAAAAAACGUAUCCAUCUUUUUUGGAGUCAGGGCUUUUGGAACUCUGAUAAGUGCUUUCUUUUCUGGUGCUUUGCUACACAUAUUUACAAAACAAGAAAUAUUCCUGAUGACUUCAGCAUUUCCAGCAGCCUUAAUGGUGAUUUCAUUCUUCUAUACUGAAGAGAAAGUAAAUUUAAGAGCUUUGAGUCAGGAUGAUAGAAGAAAUAACACUAUGCAAUGUAUUAAGGACUUUUGGAUAUUUUUCAAAAAUCCGUUGAUUUACAAACCAGUGGCAUUAAUUUUUUGUUUUAUGAUGGCCCCCUCCAGUUCAACUAUCAUGUUCUUUUUCUAUACAUCAGUAUUAGGAUUUGAACCAUCCUUCUUGGGUUAGUUGAAAUUUGUAUAUGCCUUCUCGACAAUCUUAGGAGUUCUAUUAUAUAAUAAUUAUUUGAAAGAUGUUCCAUUUAAGAGAAUCUUCAUUACCACAACAAUUUUAUAUUACUUUUGCUAUUAAUCCAUGAUAAUCUUGGUGACAAGAAAAAAUGUAGAAUGGAGGAUAAAUGAUCGAUUCUUUUGUUUGGGCGAUUCCAUAAUGUUAUAAUUGGUAGGAGAAUUAAACAUAAUGCCAAUAUUAGUCUUGGCAUGUAGAAUGUGUCCUAAGAACAUAGAGGCGACCAUGUAUGCUAUGUUGAUGAGCACCAUCAAUUUCGGGUCAACAUUGGGAUCUUAGUUCGGAGCUAUCUUUCUAAUUGCACUUGGAGUUAAUCAAAACGAUUACUCUAGACUCUGGUUGUUCAUUAUGAUUACUGGAGUUUUCAUUCUUCUCCCAUUACCAUGGGUUGGUGUUGUUAAGGAGGACUAAAUUUAAAAAUCAAUGGAUAAACAAAAACUGGCUAAGAAGUAACAGCAAAAUGAUUUUGAAUCCUUAUCUGUAUCAUCAAGUAAUCUACGAUAAGAAGAUGAUCAGUAACAAUUACUGUCUUAAAAUCAAUAAAUGAAUGAUUGA